UUCAGGUUGUAAGUGAAACAUGGAUAAACCAAAUAAAAAUGAUCCUCUGCCUACAACACAAAAGUUUUGCUAUUUUUUUGAUUUAAGACCGGCCGUGGGUUUUUAUGUAGCAUUUGAGUAUAUUAUGUGGAUAUUGCUGCUUUUAUCAGCUGUAAAUUUAGAAAUCGAGAGUAUUGAGAAGACAAAUUUGGUUGAAUUUGAAGAAGUGCUAAGGAAGGAUUUAUAUUAUAAUAUAAUUUUUGGUGCUCCAGACCCAAUAAAUAAUGCUAAUGCUAGAUCUUCAACAAUUUUCCUCAAUACAAUCCUUGUGAUAGUUUUUCUACUUUACUUCCUAUUUACUCCUAUCCUUUUAAUUGGCAUCAUGAAGUCAAGUCCUAAUUGGUUUAUACCUUAUAUAAUCUACGACAUAGUGAUGAUAAACUUGUCAGGCUGCUUCUUUAUAGUCGCAAUUAUUGUAUGGAAUUUAAGGAUGUUCUGGAUAUGCUUCAUCUUUUUUGCCUUAAAAUUAAACUCAGCAAUUGGCGUCUUCUCAGUUUAUAAAAUCGAGGGUGGCAAGGUCGCUGAUAGUUCCGAGUUAUCAUAUUUAAGUGGCAUCAGUCCAACAACGACCAUGGAAAGCAUUUGCGAGGCUGUAAAUGUAUAAAGUAUUCCUUAAUACUUUCAUAGCUUUACGAGUGAUUUAAAGAAAAUUGCUUUCGAGCAAUAAAGGAAAUAACAAGUUCCUUUAAUUAAAUCAUAAAAAUAAAAUAUUGUAACCCGUGUGAAGGAUAGGCGCUUCCCUCCUCAAUGUUAAAGAAAAGGAAAAAAUUUAUUUUUGUGUACACAAUAAAAAUGCGUGAAAUAAAAAGUGGAAAUUAUGGAGAAACGUUUGCAUAUGUAAGGAAUCAUUUGGAUAAUCAAUAAGCAUUAUAUUUGAUAUUUUUU
Molecule: messenger RNA, 924 nt
Organism: Chironomus riparius
Lineage: Eukaryota; Metazoa; Arthropoda; Insecta; Diptera; Chironomidae
Source: the annotation of a GenBank genome assembly